AUGAAACGUCCAGCCGCCGAAAGCAGCCUCAAACCGGCCAUCAAGGAGUCCAAGACUAAGCGUUCUCGUACAGCAGGACACCCCACCCAGGUCUCGGUCAAGCUCGAGGCAGAAAGCGAGGGCGAGCCCGAGCUCACCAAUAACGACGACGACGACGAGAGCUCCGAAAGCAAGCCGCAAGUCAAGGCCAAGCGCAAGCAGCCUACCCCGCGCGCCAAGCCACCUCCACCUACCGGUGAAUGGACCGCCGCAAAGCGCGAGAUCUUCAUGGACCGCGUUAUCGAGGCUGGAUACAAGUCGCUCGACCUCGCUGCGCUGGCUGAAGAGCAGCUCGCCAACCAACUUGCCCACGGCCGCAAGGGAAGUUUCCGCGACAAGGCUGUCAAGCUUAUCAAGGGAGAGGAGAAGUAG
Apiotrichum porosum is the source of this 411-nucleotide messenger RNA. RefSeq lists its product as uncharacterized. The transcript is spliced from 2 exons. Bases 1 to 411 code for a protein of 136 amino acids. NCBI's taxonomy places the organism in Eukaryota, Fungi, Basidiomycota, Tremellomycetes, Trichosporonales, Trichosporonaceae. The record is from RefSeq and is a predicted model, not a curated record.